AUGCUGCCAUGGUCGGAUGACUGGGGGCGCACGUGUCCAUGGCGUUGCAAUCGAGGGUCUCCGCCGCAGCCCUGCGUCCAGCCGCCCGCACAAUGGGGAUUCGUGCCGCAUCAGCAACCCAUCUACCCCGCUGUCAUCGACCAGGAAACGACAAUGGGUGAAGUACUUGGGCAAGACAGCCAUUCCUUCGUAUCAAGACAUAUGAAGCGUGAUCUGAAGAGCUGAGUGGACAGGAGGGAUGGUCAAAGAUGCAAGAGCAAAAAGUGACACUGGUAACGAUUUCCACUCAUAACUUCCCGAUACUCUUCAUUGACCGACUUGAUUGACAGACAACUAUCUGCCAGUGCCCACAAGAAGUGAAAUGGAGAAGACCAUCAAGGAAUUUACUUACCAGGACUCCCAUCGUUAGGCGCCAGAGUGCUUUGAGUUGUUGGAUAACAGUCCGGCCAGCGACCUGUGGGCCGUCGGAGUCGCCAUGUGCGGACAGGACAGCAACCACAAACACACACACACUCAUGUGCAUGUGUGGAUGUCUGUCGCGUGUGUGUCCCUCUUUCAGAUACUACUUGCUCACCGGCCGGUAUCCCUUCAGUGUGCGGGGCGACGGCAGCAUCUCCAAAGGCCUCCUGAGGGAAAUGAGGCAGGUCAGUCGGCAACAGAGGAAGGGACAGAUUGGCCAUCCAUCCAUCAAGGCACCCAUGUGUGUCUGUGGUGUGUGGGUCAGGGAGUGCGCUUCCGUGCGACUGACGAGGUGUCACCGGAGGCCGCGGACAUUGUCGUCGGCUGCUGA
Vitrella brassicaformis is the source of this 790-nucleotide messenger RNA. The record is from the annotation of a GenBank genome assembly. NCBI's taxonomy places the organism in Eukaryota, Vitrellaceae.